CGGACGUUGUAGUCUCUGCUGUAAACAGCGACGCUCUUACGCCCGUAUAUAAACCUGUUUGUGGUGAGGCGCGCUCAGUACAAGUUGUCACCUGACGAGGGGUAGAAAUCGUCCUGAGGAGCUUCAGCAGGCAUGGCAGACAAAACGGCUUUGGUGCUGCUGGCAGAAGGAGCCGAGGAGAUGGAGCUGGUCAUCUCAAUUGACGUCAUGCGACGCGCAGGGAUCCGCGUGAUGGUGGCUGGCGUGGCCGGCGCCUCCCCCGUGCGCUGCCGGCGAGACACGCAGGUGGUGCCAGACGUCAGCCUAGUGGAGGCCAUGACCCACGGCACCUACGACGCCGUCGUGCUGCCCGGCGGCAUCCCGGGCGCCAAGAACCUGGCUGCGUCACCUGAAGUUGGAUCGCUGUUAAGAGAACAAGAAAGAGCUGGCCGUUUCGUAUGCGCUAUUUGUGCAGCGCCUACAGUUCUCAAGGCACACGGUGUUGGCUACGGCAAAAACAUCACCUCUUUUCCGCCACUUAAGGACGCCAUGGUGGACGGCAACAAGUACAACUACAAGGAAGACAAAGUAGUCGUGGACGGAAAGCUCAUUACGAGCCGUGGACCGGGCACGGCGUUCGACUUCGCGCUGCGGAUCGUGGAAGAGAUGGUGGACAAGGAGACGGCGCUCACGGUGGCCAAGGCGAUGCUGUUGGCGUGAUGGGGCCACACCUCCUGUACUCAGCGACCACGCCGAAAUACGAGGACACACACUUUGGCCUCCCUCAUGUUUGAAAAUACAGUGAUACUUCAUCUCUUCAUAUGCAUAAGAGGUCAUAGUAGUUUCGGCGUGGUAGGCAAUUUAAUGGUAAUAGAACUUGUAGAUAACGUUGAGAACGAGCUACCAAAUUGAAGAACUGGCUGUAAACAACGAUUAAGGACAAUCUGGAA
Messenger RNA from Schistocerca nitens (vagrant locust), 929 nucleotides. RefSeq names its product Parkinson disease protein 7 homolog. Gene Ontology annotation, molecular function: protein deglycase activity. The record is from RefSeq and is a predicted model, not a curated record. Gene Ontology annotation, cellular component: cytosol; nucleus. NCBI's taxonomy places the organism in Eukaryota, Metazoa, Arthropoda, Insecta, Orthoptera, Acrididae. Bases 133 to 699 code for a protein of 188 amino acids. The transcript is spliced from 6 exons. Gene Ontology annotation, biological process: guanine deglycation, glyoxal removal; protein deglycation, glyoxal removal.